Messenger RNA from Guyanagaster necrorhizus, 728 nucleotides. RefSeq lists its product as uncharacterized. Lineage: Eukaryota; Fungi; Basidiomycota; Agaricomycetes; Agaricales; Physalacriaceae. The transcript is spliced from 5 exons. Bases 38 to 541 code for a protein of 167 amino acids. The record is from RefSeq and is a predicted model, not a curated record.
CAGUUUCUUUGUAUCUCAGAGAAUAUUCUACGGCACCAUGCUAUCCAGAAGGUUCCCAGAGCCAGAUUUACACUGCAGCGGUCACUUAAUAUCCGCAUAUCUUCUACGUUUUGGUGCCUCUGGAAACUGGACGCUGUCAGUGGCAAUGGGACGAUUACUCUGGGUUUUCUAUUUGAAGCCUGUCAAUCCCCACCAAUCAAAAUCUGUUAUUACCUGCCUGCGAGAUCGAGUUAUUAUACUUCCUGACGGUGGUCGAGAUUACUGUUAUCUUCCAUCAAGUUCCUUGUAUGCACAAACGGAUCUUCUGUCACCACUGUCGACAGGAGCUGGACAUUUCUUCGCCAAGACCAUUAUAGAAGCGCUGGCGAUAAAUGAUGGGAUCAUCCUGGUCGUCAGCAACCGAGAUCUCGCUCUGAAAGGAAUACCUAGUAGUGGCGCCGCUCUGAGAACUCGAAGCAGCCAGAAGUUGCCCUGGAGUUGCCCGAGUACUCGGUGUCAAGUUUGUCGGCCCAGCAACACUUAUUGGUAUUUUGAUCCUUAGCUAACUCUUCCUUCCCAGGUAAAAGUACUUGUACCGGACGGUGCGCUUCCGAUGUCAUACAUGUUUUUCUUCCUUAUGUCUCGGCUCCGAAGUCCAAAGUUAUGGGAAUUCAAACCUGCCGAUUUUGCUUUGAUUUUACUUUGAUUUCGUCUGCGAUGCGUCGACCGACACCCGAUGCAAUGUCCCG